AUGAUAAAAUCAAAACCUCCUCGAAACCCCUACGCAGUCCCAUCCCUCUACCUCCAACUCCUCUCUCCUCUAAAACUCCUCGCCCGCCUGAUCGACCUCCUCAUCUCCCUCCUCCGCCCCCACAAUCCAACCCGCAAAAACAUAACCCUAGUCUGCAUCUCCGACACCCACACCCUCAUCCCCUCAUCCCUCCCCUACGGCGACAUCCUAAUCCACUCCGGCGACCUCACCAACGCCGGAACUCCGCGAGAACUCCAAGCCCAAAUCUCCUGGCUCUCCUCCCUCCCCCACAAACACAAAAUCAUAAUCUCCGGCAACCACGACAGCCACCUCGACCCCCGCUCCCGAGGAACCCUCUCCCUCGCGGACCGCAACACCGACAUCGACUGGAAAAAUCUCAUCUACCUCCAAGACAGCCACAUAACCCUCCCCUUCCCAACCCGCGGCCCCUCAAUCGCAGGCAAAUACCAAACCACAAAACUAAAAAUCUACGGCUCACCUUUCGUCCCACAUGUCGGUGGUCCCGAACAUGCAUUCCAACAUCCUCGAAGUCAAGACUACUGGACUGGUAAAAUUCCCGAAGACACAGAUAUCCUCAUCACACAUUGUCCUCCGAGAUUCCAUUUGGAUCUUCCGGGAGUGCAAGCGAUGGGUGAUGAAUUCUUGUUGCAUGAAGUGAGGAGAGUGAAACCGGCUGUACAUGUUUUUGGACAUAUUCAUGCAGGGAGAUCGGAUCUCUUUGGGAAAGUGAGAGGUGGGAAAGAAGUGGUGAGGUGGGAUCGAGCGGAGAGGCAUUUGGCUGAGGUUUUGAAGCGGGAGUCUCCGGAGUCGUUGACGGAUUGGGCGUUAAAUUUGGGGAAUUUGGUGCUGUGGUAUCAUUUUUUGGCGUUUGUUUACUGGAGUGUACGAGAGGUGCUCGGAGAGGUGUUUUGCUGGCGAGAUGAGCCUCCGAGCACGAUUAUGGUGAAUGCGGCAAUGAUGUAUGAGGAUGAAGGAAGGUUGGGAAACAGUCCGCAGGUGAUACACUUGUGA
Molecule: messenger RNA, 1032 nt
Organism: Cercospora beticola
Lineage: Eukaryota; Fungi; Ascomycota; Dothideomycetes; Mycosphaerellales; Mycosphaerellaceae
Product: metallophosphatase domain-containing protein
Molecular function (GO): hydrolase activity
Source: RefSeq, a predicted model, not a curated record